Pecten maximus is the source of this 8736-nucleotide messenger RNA. RefSeq lists its product as uncharacterized. Lineage: Eukaryota; Metazoa; Mollusca; Bivalvia; Pectinida; Pectinidae. The record is from RefSeq and is a predicted model, not a curated record. The coding region runs from base 123 to 6320 and encodes 2065 amino acids. The transcript is spliced from 46 exons.
AGAUACUUCACUGGUUGCCGAUCCUGUACAGAGCUGACACACUUCCCCCUAGUAAGGACCAGGAUGAUUUGGAGGAUACAGCCAGUGCCUCUAAAAUAGCGUCCCGUUAUCAGGAUGACAACAUGGGCUUAUUCCAGAAAGCCAAGUCUGCUUCGUCCCGUCCUGGCUCAGCAGCAUCAACACAGACCUCCAGUGCCGUACCACCAGCGCCACCUAUCAGUGCCAACCUCUUGACAACUUCGCCUCUUCCUUCUUCAGCUUUUACAUUGGCUGCUGCUGCAGCGGGUGGAGGCCUGGCUACCGAUGAAAGCUCACUCGGAAUUCCACUCAACGUGAUUGACUUUGACUCUCUUAAGCCUCACCUUAGCUUCCUACUCAACAUCUAUGGAGUCAAUUAUGAUUUGGAGAGUAUUCACACGCCUGCUGACGAAAUGGAGUUAUACGCUGCUGUUAACAGGAAAUUCCGGCUCCUAUUUCUCCGUCAAGAAAACAUGAGAACGUUUAAGGCAUAUGACCGUGUUGAGAUUGGAAUAGAGAAUUGGGGCUCAGAUUCAUCGACACAUGCUCUCAGACAGGAAGCCAACUGGGUUCCCUACAUACGUCUUCGUCCUGAAAAAGAACCAAUUCAGGAGAAGAAAUGGACACAGUUACGCCAAGCGAACAAAGUUGAUGAGAUACUGAAAAUCAAAUAUGGCUUCCUGAGUAUGUCUGAACCAAAGAGAGUACAAGAUAUAUUGAGAGACCACGCAGCUGUUGUCCGUGACCCUGUCCCAGUGUUUCCGGCCUACGUUACCUCAAACACGGCCCCUUCUGGCUACAACACUGCUGCCACCUGGAGGAAAAUCUACAGCAAUCCAGACCGAUAUACAGAUGAGGAUGCUGAUGAUGAAGGUCGUGACCUUGAUGACAGAGAAAUAGAAAACGUUGAUUUGACACAGUCCCGAGCUUCAAGUGCGAGGAAACGUAAAGACAGCUAUGAUUACAUGAACACAGUGAGAAUGCUGGCUGGUACUAAAGAAGGUAUGGAUGAUGGAAAGGAGGAUACAGACCCAGCCACUGUUCAGGGGGCGUACCUGUCUUUUUUACACCUACGGCACCUGAGGCUCAGGGACCUGCAUCGAACAGUGCUGGGUUGUCUGAAUUACUACCGAUCCUUAGAAAGGACACUUUCCAUCCACGACGCUGGCCUGACUCAGGAAGGAAGCGACUAUAAAAAGACUUUCCCACAGAACCACAGACGAUCCACAGAGCAUGAUGGGACUGUUGGAGGGGGCGGAGGGAUAGGUAACCAUGGUUACAUCCACAACACUCCGGCAGACUACAAGUUGAACGAGUCUGAGUUUGUCCAGUAUGCAGAUGUCGAUAACCAUGACGACUUCUACACAAUCGAGGAAGGACGAGUUCAUGUUCAGGAUCAGCGAGGAUAUUUCAUCAUCUAUGAUGCUGCAGAGACUGACCUCAAGGAUUUGGAGAAAGAUUUGUUACUGGUAGCAACACACUACAUAGAAAAAGACCGAGACUUACGACAGCAGUCACGAAUCGUCAGGUCAUCCGACUCCAUAAAGCGCAGACAGAUAUCGGAGAUGGGGCCUGGAGAUUUUGACAUCGCCAGCUAUGCCCACCAGGAGGUAGAUCGGUUUGGAGUCCUCAUGGACUUGUGGACCAACGAGGCUGCCUACCAGGAGUGUAAACGAGAGCUUCUGGAUUGUUACAUCGAGGCCUACCAACAUGUGUUUGACCGGGACGAAAAGCGAGCCCUUGCACAAGUCAUUACCAACCUCAUCUACAAACGGCCGCGAUUUGACUUCGAUACGACCUACUUUGUGAAGACCUAUCGGACAGAGUGUGUCAUACUCAGACAGACAACAUCACUGGUCAAGGCCAUGCUUGACCGGCAGGUGGAGCAGCAGAGAGAGUAUACCCAGAAAGUCUGUCGAGAGGGCGACUCUGAGUUUGGUUUGCCUCUGUGUGUUGUCCCCAAACAGCCUAUAUCGGUGAACUUGAGUCGACCAGCCUUGAAGAAUGUGUACAUGCUUGAGUUCCAUACAUCAUUGUCCAUGGCCAGUAAGGUCCCAGGGGCUCUCAAGUAUGCUCUGCAGGAACUUAUACAUGCCCACAGACCUGAGUCCGUGUACGACGCCCUCAUUAUUGAAAAGAAGAUGCUGGAGGCAGCAAAUAAAGAAUGGAGUAAAAUGCAGCGACCGGGGAAGUCCUACUCCGACCAGCUGGAGAAAGAUUUGUUUUCUGAAGUGUUUGCUGACGACCCGUUGUUUAUGUGCGAGAUUGCCCAGAGCAUGGUUGCCCAGGGGGCAGAGGAGGCCCAGAGAAAACCUGCCAAGGAAAGACAGGCUUUAAUGUUAUCAACUGUUGGUAGACUCAUGGAGGCGCUGACCUAUCGUUACCGACUGAUAGACUCAGCUUGGGAAACCGACAUACUGGCCAAGAUCUAUAAGAAGCAGGCGGAGGAGAUGGGUUACCACGAAUCUCACAUGUUUAUACGCUUCGUCCAGUUUGAGUACGCGUCGUACAAGGAGGAUGCGGGUAAACCUCCGCCCACCUUCAUGACCCAGGAUCAGGAUGAUGAGUCCGCUGCUGACAGAUAUGUACCAAUCAACCUGUUUCUUGCCAUACAUGAGUUAGAUGAAGGCCAUGUUGGCCGAUUCAGCUUCCGGAGCCGAGAGGGCGUCCUACAGAUUAUGCGUCCGGGUGGUGUGGAGAGUUUAUCGGCCGUGCUGAAGUCACAGAUUGUACAGAAAAAUGCCCUAAUGAGUGCCGUUCAGCUCGUUGAUGUUUGUACGCCAUUAAAAGAGCCGGAGAAUUUCAAAAGUGGAAGAUUGAGUCCAACCGAAACAAAAAGUGAGAAAAGCUCCCUUACCCAGCUAACGGGAUUCUCCAGUGGAACCGGAGGUACAGCAUUAGGGUCUAAAGGCUUGGGCCGGACAGCUCGCAACAGACCCCUCCCCGAGUCUUUUGUCUCCAUUAAACUGGAAAAGACCCCUAGUCGAGACCUUAUGCUGAAUCAGUUUGUACACAAGAAGAGCCAGAUGGGGAUGUUACUGAGGAAUACCGAAGAGAUGGAGAAAUUAAAAAGGAACCUGAUAUCAGAAUUUUGCUACAUGUUCAAUCGCCGGAUGGCCCAGUUUUCCUUGAGAGGACAGAUAAUCGCUUACUACAACAGCAUGCUUCGUCUGUUAGAGGACUUCCCAACACUACGAAACACCUACUUCAUGCUAGGAGAACCCAGUGAAAAGAAGGAAGAUGUCGAUGACCUUUCUGGACUCGCACCCGACCCAAGACAGAGGAAAGCUCGUCCCCGGCAGCUUCUCACCAACGACGGGAAAAACGUCCUAAACAUCUGGUUCAUUCCGCACCACACCGAGGCCUUGAGCAUGUUCAAGAAGCUGGAUGACACGGAUUGCGUCCGAGCAUUGACAUACACCGUGAUGAUUGUCGCCUCAUUACACGACAUGCUCCAGUACCUGUGUGCGCACUCACGGCUUGGUAGCUCUCUCGCUCGUCUCGGCACACGCAAGAUGGAGUUUGUAUCGGCAGAUUGGGGUGGAAUUGAAGGCAUAGGAUCUGAACUAAGAGAAAUUCAGAAGCAGAUCGACAGUUUACCGAACCCUAACGACCCCGCUGCUAUAGCUGACCUGUUGAAUCUACGGAAGGAUGUCAUGUUCCUGGAGUUUGAUACAGCUGUUCGACACUGCAUGACCGAUACUUUCUUAUCCACGGGCAACGUACAGGCAUUUAGGUCAAUCAAGCAAAACAUCCACCACGCCUUACCUGCACUGAGUAACAUUCAACGUCCAACUCUGUAUAGUACUGAACUCACGAUCCCCGAACCCCUGGAGGCAAGGGACUUGGCCACCCAGGAACUUUUCCCGUACAGAUCAUUCCUCGGACGGAGUGGACCGUUUGCAUUAGCUCUUUGGCAGUUCCAUAUGAUUGAGUAUUACAUACAGUUGUGUUUGGCCGGACUCAAGGAGGUGGACAGACAUGUCGCUAACGGCGAGAUCCUUGGAGUGACCCUCCUCAUGGAGGACGCCUUACAGUCCGGAUACGAGGACACAUCAUCUCUGGCAGAUGUGGAAGAGGUGGAGUCAAAAACCAGCAAGAAGGAAGGAACGGGGUCACAAGGGGGUUCAAGAACGGGGUCAAGGGCCACAAGUCGUACAGACGUACACAAGGACCCACAAGAUGGUGUGGUAGCUGUGGUUGCCCCUACAAGCAAGAGUCUUUCCCGGACAACACAACCAAUAGAAGCAUACCGCCUUCUGAAGUUUUUCCUCAUGCAGUGGAAAUGUCUCGAGUUCCUCAAAUUUGAUUGGGGAAAGUGGCGUCUGCAAGUGGAGAAGAUAGAGAGCCCUCCUCUAUUCAAAGAGUUUUGUAAACUGUACAAGACAGAGAUCCUUAUGCCGGUCCUCACAAGCAUUGCUCGACGUCUCGGACAAGGUGAGAUGUACGAAGGUAUUGCCUUGGACACAGAUCCUCUUGUCAUGCCGAAAGGGGCAUCGGAGAUCGAAGUCAGAUCCAAACAGCUGAUCAAAUUGUUGGAAACGUAUGAGUGUCACCAGAUUAUGGAAAUCCGAAAGAAGAUUGCAAGGGAGAUGACUCUAGUGACAGCAGAGCGGGCACGCGAGGAAUCAGCAUUGUCAACGGAUCUAUGGAAACGUCCUGCAAUGAAGGAGAGCUUCACCAUCAACAAACCUCAUUUAACUGAGAGUUUUGUUGAUCUCCUCAUGUCCAAUGCCAAAGAAGGCGAGGAAGGGGAGGUAACCUUCUCCUCGGAUCACCUUAACCACUGUAUCAUGGAGCUGGCCUCUCAAGUCAUGGGCCGAGAGAAGAGCAAUUUUGAAAGCUACACAAUGUAUUAUGAGAACCUGAUGAAGGUCCACCAUCAGCUACUUUACCAAAAAGAACAAGAAGUUAAACAACUGAGGGAUCAAAUCAAGAUGUACCAGAAUAACAUCCAGGUGGAGGUUCAGUGUGACCUGGCAACACAGACACACGAUAUGUUGAUGGAAAUCACUGCCCUCCGAGCCAAGAUCUUUGAGAUGAGGACAACAACUUUAAACCAGGAGCAAGAGAUUCGAGACAAAGUGAAGAAAGAGUAUAACGACCUUAUAGGGAACAUGAUGGAGUUGUGUGACCACAUCAAGGCAAAGUUUGACGAAUUCCGGCAUGAGUUACAUGAUGAUGUGAAUGACAUGAUUACGGAAACCAGACGAGAAACUUUGAGGGCCAUGGAGAGUGUCAAGCAAAAGUCAAUGGCAGAUGCUGAUGAGGAACUGAUCCAGAGGAACCUUGCCAAGUCUGAACAGAUUCGGGAGCUCAAGAAUGAGAACCACAAUCUAAAUGUCCUUGUUCUGAAGAUCAAGGCCAUGAAUAAUUGGAGACAAAACCAUACCAACCUGGGCUUCGUCAAAACAAUAAACAAACUGAAGAUGGAUGCGAACCAGAGUAAGAAGGAAUAUGUCCAAAUUAAGAUGAAAGCAGACGAGAAAGUUAUUUUACUCCGACAACAACUGUCAGCCAUUAGGAAGGCUCUGACCUCCACAGAGAAAGAAUGCAAUGAAAUUCGCAAACAGCUGGACAAAGAGUUGAAGGAGAAGUUGGAGAAGACACAUGAGGAAAUGCAGCGUGCGGCCAGUCAGAAACAGCUGGAAAUGGCCAAACAGGCUAACAUAGAGAAACUGAUUGAGGAGUUGGACUACAAAGACACAAGACUUAAGACAAUGUUAGACGUCCAGGAUAAAAACCAAAAAUUCCAGAUUAUCCAACAAGUAAAAGUACGCAAGGAUGUAGACGGUAUCAGGAAACAGCUCAACCAUGAACGUGGGCUCAAACUGGAUGCCUUCAACCGUGUCGAUGAACUCCAGACGCACGUGUACGACAUGGAAUCUGCCUUUUUGACAAGAACACAGUCAGCCAUUACAGCGCGACCACUUUCUCCGGCCCAAACAGUGAAGUCAAAUAACUCCAAAAGAGCGCAGUCUGCCUAUGGUACAGCGCGGAGUCGAAUGUCCAGUCGGGGCACUCCGACUUCCUCUGGAGUCUGGCCUCCACCUGUGUCCUGGCCUGCCGGUCACAGAAGCUUGACCGCCGUCCCACCAUCGACGUUUGAUCACAACAACAUUGACAAGAAGUCUAUACAGCGACCCAAAACUUCGUACAUGAAACAAGUGGUGCACAGUCGACUGCGGAGUAGAAUCGCCGAACAGCUGAUGAAUGAACUUGAGCUGGACAAUGAGAAUACAAUCGUACAACUGGAGAAAUUACAGUUAGAUAGUAGUCGUCCAAAGGAAACUGCCUACUGAUUACAGGACAAGGGACAUCAUUCAUGGUCAUCGUCUGAUAAGUGAAACAAGAGUUUUGAAAUUCUUGUACAUGUGACUUCUGCUGAAUUCAGUCUGUGCCCAAGUUGUUUGAUGGAAAGAUUUUUUAUGAAGCAAAGGAGAUAACUGCGACUACUUUGAAACAAAGGUGAUAAGUUGAGAUUUUCAAAUGCGAGAAUAUAUUUCAUAUAAACUUGUUUGACGCAUUAAAACUUAGCCAUAGAUACUACUUAAAGGGAAGUAACUCCUGCUGGUUUGGGAUAUUGAAAUCAUAGACUGGCCAUGAUAAUGUUCCAUACUGGUCAAACACAUUAACUGCAAAAAUUUUAUAUCUGAUAUAUAUAAUCAUAUAUAUCAUUUACUAAGUAUUUUGUGUGGACCACGAUGAAAACUUUUGUGAAAUAUUGUGACUGGAUGAGAUGAAGAGAUGAGGUGCACUGCACGAAUUAGGAAAAUAAAAUGGAGGAUACCUUCGAAUUCAGCACUGAUAACUCGAAAUGUUCUCAGCCAAGAAUGCAACAAGAAGUAUCCAGUCAAUUUCUGUACACAAUAAAAUGAUCUGUUAUGUUGACCAAAGCAACAGUACAGAUUAUAUACAAAAAUAUUUUGUAUUUCUGAUCUUUCUGUCAGACAAUUUAUUUAACCAAACUUGUUACAUUUGAUCUGUUACUUUGACUUUUGACCUCUGUGAGACUGAUAAAAUUUGAAAAUUACAAACAUAAGUAAAAAUUAAUUGCAUUGUAUUUUACUGAACAAGAUUCUUGUUUGUGACUUUUAUAAAGUUGCUUUUUAGAGUUUUGUCCAAAUGCAACUUUACUUUUUCAUCUUAAUUAAUUCAUAGUAUGAUACAAUAAUAAACAUGUUUGUAUAUAUGUAAAUACAUUAUUUUAUUACUUGCAUGCAAUAGCUAGAGAGAGAGAGAGAGUGAAGUAGUUUUGAUAGAAAUGUUCAAUUUUUAUAAGUGGGGUAUAAGGAAAUACAUCGUACUUAGAUAUUCCAUGAAAAUGUUACCGUGUUAUAGAUUACAGUAGAACUUUCUCAAAGAUUGUGCCUUUUUGUGUCUAUGACAAAUUAAAUGUUUUAAAAUUCUUUUUUCUCCAGAAGUAUCGUGACUAUGUGAGGUUUGUUCGUAAUCGUUUCUAAUAGUAUCCAGUAAUUUUCUAAACAAUAAAAUUUGUUGAAAUGAAAUUGAAAAUGAAAUAUUGUUUUGUUGUCCUAGAUUAAUGUCAUGUUUGUUUAUGUAUGCAUUUUUUUCUUUUGAGAAUUAACUGAUAAGAAAAAACCCUGUUUUUGCACUCAACUGUUUGUGUAAACAGGAAUAUUUUUCCAACAUUCCUUAGUAGUGUUUACAUUGGUGCUUUGGUUAAAUGUGUAGAAAAUAUCCAUAGUUAAUAUAUUCAAUUUAUCUAAUGAAUAUUCAACAUUUUCUAGCAUAGUUUAUGAAUAUUCAUUUCAUAUUUUAAUAUUCAUAACCUUCUAAACACUGUAUGAAAAAUAAGGGUACGGGUAUUUAUUUUCCAACAAAAGAAUUUUCAAAAUCUUGAAAAUAGCUUGAAAUUACUAUUUUCAAUUGUACCAGAAAAUUUUCCAUUCCAUCAAUAUUUCUCCCAGUUUUCCUAAGGCCUAAAAAAUGUAUUGCUUGUUUUGAUUAUUUUUCUUAACAGUAAUUUAAAUAACCUAAGCAUUAAAUACUGACACAGAUUUACAUAAUGGUAUGGCCUAACAUGUUAUUAUUUUGAUUAUUUUUUCUUUUGCCAAGAUUCAGACCAUUAUUUCAGAUGCAGUUUUGUACAAUUCUGUUAUAUAUCUUAAAGCUCUCUCGAUUUUGCAUUUAACUAUGACCCAAACUGGUGACUGCAUGGUGACUUUUGAUGUAAGUUCUUGAUAUUUCUUUUUACGAAACAUAUUCUGUAACAAUGGAAAUAGAAAUGAACCACUAUGUGAAGUGGUUGCCAUGGAAACUAAUUACCUGAAAUAUGUUGCCAGUGAAAUUUUCUGUAACCAUGGGAAUAUUUACAUAAAUAAUUACUACAUAUUAGUGCUAGUUUCAUAAAGAAUUUUGUUAAAUAGUUAUUUCUAUAAACAGAUAGUUACUUUUGACAUUUUCUGUGAAAAAUUCCGUCCAUGUUAACUGAAGAAUAUUUUCUUUUAACUUGUAUGUAUAGAUAUUUGUGGAAUCAAAUGAAUAUAUUUAUGAUAUUAAAAUAAAUUCUUUAAACAGCAUUCUAAGAGAUUUUUUUAUCCUAUUCAAUGGAGAAAUCAUUUUGCAAAAGGUCUAUAUGGAUUUUUCAAUAUCUUACAAUGUUGUAGGGCAAUGCUGUGAUAGAAUUAGUGAGAGUAUUCCAUUUUUAGAAUUUAUAUUGUAAUAAAAAUUUAAUAAACAAAUGUGAUCUUACAA